CGGUUCAGUAUACCAAACCCUUCUUCCUUCCGAGGCGGACACCGAUGGAGAUUAUGGAGACAGGAGUGUCGAACCUCAACGAAGUAUUCCUUCUUUGAGUCAGGAGAGAAAUAGAUAGAGAGAGAGAGAGAGAGAGGGAGGAUAAGGGUUAGAGAAGAGAUGAGGUCUUCGAUCAAUCGUCCCCCGACGCCGGACGCCAAUGAAGAACCCGAGAAGGAACCCACCCUUCAAGAAAUCAUCAACAUCAAGUUGAUCGAGAGUGGGGAGAAGGAGAAAUUGAUGGAGCUUUUGAGAGAGCGUCUCAUAGAGUGCGGCUGGAGGGACGAAAUGAAAGCUAUUUGCAGGGCUUAUGCUAGGAAGAAAGGAAGAAAUAAUGUCACAGUGGAUGAUCUUAUCCAUGUUGUCACUCCAAAAGGAAGAGCAUCAGUCCCCGAUUCGGUGAAGGCUGAGCUGUUGCAGCGCAUUCGGUCCUUUCUCACAUCAGCUGCAAUUUGAUACUUGUUAAACAGUGAAAAGGGAUCAAGGUGUUGUGGUUGCUUCAGCUUCCUUUGCAAUCUCUCUUCAUAUUACUGUGAUACUGCUUCCAUAAACCUGGACCAUGCUUGAUGGCUGGCAAUCCAAUAAUUUGAGGACCUGGCUUAAGCAUCCGAGCUGGAUGCGCACAUCCUUCGUUUUUAUGGUGACAGCUUGCAUUUAAAUUUCAGACAAGAGUUUGGUAUGGUGAAUCAAAAUGUUGGAGGGAGCCCUUGUGUAUGGCUUUGGGUCUUGGUCGCUGAGAAUUAGAAGUUAUGUACAGAACAUUCUUUCGUAUUGUUUGGCAAUGGGAGGAAAGAACAUGCAAAACAAGGGGAUACUUUAGGAUGACAUCUUUCUUGCAGGUCUAAACUCUUAAAACUGUUUCUUCUUAAUCUUUUUUAAUAACAAUAUUCAGUGGUACCAUUUAUAAUGGACAAACUGGCUCUGGUUUUCCAUGUUAGAAUUGGUUCUGGUUUUAAAUGCGUCUGAUAACCAAAAUUCAAGUCUUGAGGAUUUAGGGUACUCUGAUUUUUCACCCAGAAUGGAUCUGAACUCCACUAGGUGCCUGUUUCGAUGCCAAGCAGAUCCUUGGAGUAAUCCAAUAUAUGGCAGGCACUGAGAACAGGUUAUCGGUGGCAAACUUAUGAGUCAUGAAGAAAGAUAAAUACCAUGAAUGUGUUCAAAGGAAUGUACAAUCCCUAUUCUUUGUGCGAUCUUGUACCUCCAACAUCUCAUCUGUUAAAUUUCUGUUCUUCAUAGAACUUCCUAUUAUUUUGGAAUUGUGCAAUCUUGGAGCUCUCCCCUCUGAUUGCACCUUUGCUGUUCCUAGAUAAUAGAGAUUAUAUAUCCUUUCUUUAAGGGCCUGGCUGGUUCCAGGAACAGAUUAUCCUUGGAUAACUUAUGACCUUAAAUUACUGAUCUAAGAGGGGGGAGGAAAGCAGUUCCGCAGGGGCCUUCAAUGGACUGUACAAUCCAAAUAAGUGUGGUGCUUUUUUUUUUUUCUUCUUAUUAUCCUGGUGAUUUUCCGUAUCCUGAUCGUCUUCUGUUCUUCAAUUUCCUGAGGAUCAUUUGCUCUGAUCGUUAACUACCAUAUAUAGGAGAAUCUCAUGGAUAGUUUUUACCUGCAUCCAGACCAAGAUUAUUUGUUCCACGAACGCUCCCAUGAUUGAAAUUUUCACUCAUGGCAGCCUAUAUAAGGGAGAUGCAAUCCAUUCCAGCAGCAAAACAGGCCCCUAAAUAUCUUUCAUUUCGCGGCAAGCAUUAACGCAUGUAGCGUGUGAACUAAUUGUAAUAGUGAAAAGAAUCUGUUUCCUCCAUGGACGUUUCAUUGUUCCGAUUUCGGGACAAGCUAACAGGUAAUUUAUGGUGGUGAUCGACGAUGAGAGAACAUUAUGAGUAAUCGCUGGUUUAGCUCACGUUAAUGGCAUCGGUCAAUAGGCUCACAAAAGGCCAUCAAGCGGUCUGCGGAAAGGACCCAACUCUUGGCAUAUCAAAACCGAUUUACCCAUGAAAAAGUGGAAACUUAUUUGUCCUGAGCAGGACCUUUGUUGGGGGGCGCUCCAUCUCCGACAACAUGCUCAUUGCUUAGAAAUUUAUGUCUGACCUCUAGAGAGUGCUAGGGCGCAAAUGUUGGAUGGGCAUCAAACUUGAUAUGAAAAGAGCCUACGAUAGGAUGGGGUAGGACUUCGUGACUCACUACUUAGAGGGAUUUGGCUUUCACCUAUGGUCUAGAGCUGCCUUCUGAUCCCGUCCUUUGUCUUGUUGGUAAAUGGAUCCCCCUUACAGUUCUUCGGGUCAGUGGUCGGUUUGAGGCAGGGUUGCCCCCUGUCACCUUUUUUAUUCAUUAUAUAUGCAGAUUCUUUGUCUAGAGCCCUUCAGCAGGCAUCUGUGGCAUAGGAGGUGAAGGCUUACAGUCUAGCGUGGAUUCAGCUCAAUUAUCUCACCUGUUAUUUGCUAAUGAUUGUUUGUUGUUGGCCCGUGCGACGAGGAGAUCGGUCAUGGCCAUCUGCAAGAUCUUGGGGGUGUACUGUGCGGUGUCUGGCCAGCAGGUCAAUCUAGCGAAGUCAGCCAUCAACUUCAGCCCGAAGACCAACCUAGGGACGAAGGCUUCUAUCAUGAGUAUUCUAGAGAUCGGCGAGCAGGAGGGGACCCUUAGGUACCUCAGGCAAUCACUGGACGACGCCUGCGGAGGGGAGAGUGUACCACCGUAGAGGUAGGCAUCAGGCACAGACUAGAGGGAUGGCAAGCGGUCGCACUAUCCAUGAUGGGUAAAGUCACUCUAGUACGGUAAGUUCUGAGCUCUAUUCCCAUUUACUUGUUGUCCAACACCUUGGUGCCCCUUGCAGUACUGCGAUGCAUUGAGAGAUUGUUCAUGAGCUUCAUCUGGGGGAGGCGUGGGGAUAGGGAUGGUGUUUACCUACUGGCCUGGGAGACUCUGUCACCCGACCUGCAAUGGAGGAUUGGGAGUCCAUUCUCUGAUUGAGCGCCAGGUGGUUUUGGCGAACAAGCUGGUAGCCAGGUAUUUUCUAGAGCUAGAGAGUCUCUGGGGUGCUGUGGUGAGGGCAAAGUAUGGGGAUUCAGCUGACCCAUCAGUCAUCCGCAUCAGACAAGGCUGCUCAUUCAUAUGGCAAGAGAUCUACGCCACAGCCCGGAUUGUGUCCCCGAUGAUCAGAUGGGAGAUUGGGGACGGACAGUCUAUCGACAUCCUGAAGGACAGGUGGUUAUCCGAGGUUCCCCAAUGGGGUUGGCCUACCCUGAUUGAUCAUAGCUGGCUGGAGGGACGCAAAGUAUGUGAUCUUUUCACCCCGAGGGAGCGGAGAUGGGAUGAGGAUCUUGUUAGGCGGGUGUUUGGGAUGCAGCUCGCGGAGCAGGUCUUGUCUCUGUCAAUUCCUAUAGGUGAGACAGUGGACCGACGAGUAUAGAGUAUAACUAGGAGGUCGGUGGUGCGAGCUCGGGACUUAUCUGGAUUGGUCGGGAGGUCCUCAGCUCGGCAGAUUGAUGGGAGUUGGAUCUGGAGGAUGCACAUCCAUCCCUAUGUAGCACUAUUCCUUUGGAGGGUGGCCUAGAGGUGUCUGCCCACUAAAGGUGUAUUGGCGAGGUGAGGAGUGAGGAUCCUGUCGGCUUGCCCGGUCUGCCCGGAGAUGGAGUCCAUAUACCGUGUUAAUAAAGUGCCCGCGGCCCAGUCAUAUCCCAAUCAUGUCUGGGAGUGUGCUGUAGCUGAUCCCGACUAGCGACAGAGGUGGAUGUCAAUCGAGGAUCUGCUGCACUUCCUAGCGGCCUCCCUGCGGGGACCUAGUCUUUUGGAGAGGGGGACGCAGGCUACCUACGUAGCCAACCACUGUUGGCUGGAUAGGAAUAUCCAGAUCUUCGAGAGCGGCAGUGCUCCUCUGAGGGUGGUGGUGAACAAAGCUUUACUACAAGCGGCGGAGAUUCUCGGCACUACUGCGGUAUCACCUUCUUGGAUGGCUGGAAAAAUCUGGAGCCUCUAUUCUGCUCUUGCAGUGUUCAAGAUUGUGCUCGUCUUCUGGGUGCCCCCACCACCUGAUUAUCUCAAGGUGAAUUUUGAUGGCAGUAUUAGUGACGGCAAAAGCUGAGGCGACGUGGGUUUCAUCAUCAAAGACUAUGGGGCCAGACUGGUGGCGGCCGAAGGUCAGCGCAUCUUCGACAUAACUACUGUCUGUGCCGAGCUUAGAGCUGUUUAGAAGGACAUUACCUUUACGAGGUGCAUCCUAGAUGCAGAUUGUUUCUCCUCGAGAAUGACUCGGCAAUGGUGAUUGAGUGAAUCCGAAGUCGGAGAGGCAUUGCGGAGGGAAGGCUACUGCGCUACGACAUCCACAGACUCCUAAAGGAAUGUAGCUCCUACAUGGCCACACAUGUCUACAAAAAGGCAAAGACACGAGGUUGCUUUCUUUGAUGCUCACCACUCUGGUGGCUUUGUAUAAGAAAAUCAAGGCUCUCUAUUGGAGCUCUUUAGUAAGCUAUUGUUUUCUGAUUUUAUUGGCGGCAUUCAUAUUGUUGCGUAUGAGCUGCCGUUGUACCAAAAAAAAAAAAAAGGAAAAAAAAAACACCAGUUGGGGCCUUCAUACAGCACCCCCCUCAACGGAAUCAGCUACAGUCAAGGGGUGGGCUUUAUGAUUCAAGGGGACAAUGAGACUCAACAUUACAUACAAAAUGACAUCUAUUACACAAUCUAAAUUUUCUCGGUCAAUCAAACAAUAUUAUUAAAUGCAAAAUCUUUCCGAUGAUAAAAUUAAGCGGUAGUGUGGUUCCUACAGCAUCCACUGAAAUAUUUCACUCUCCAAUUCCUCCUGUAAAAAUGUAACGCUCUAUAGUAUAAUAUUCAAGCAACAGCAAACUAAAUAUUGCUUGUAACUGGCCCGCCUAUAAAAA
Molecule: messenger RNA, 4905 nt
Organism: Phoenix dactylifera (date palm)
Lineage: Eukaryota; Viridiplantae; Streptophyta; Magnoliopsida; Arecales; Arecaceae
Source: RefSeq, a predicted model, not a curated record